CUCAUCACUCACAUUGUGAAGAGCAUGGAGGGAAGAGGCGCAGCAGGGCUCUCCUUCUGGACCAGCCUGGGCCUCCUCCUCAUCUCAGGAGCAGCUGUGGGGACCAUGAGCCAGAAUGCUUACUCUCUGGAUACCUCGGUGCAGCUCGACGUUUCAGGCGAAUGCAACUUAUUGACAAGUGACGCUGUGGAGUGGAAAAAGGACAACAAACGUCUACAGAAGAAAACGAGUUCUCGCCAAACAGAGCUGGAUCCCAACUGUAACUGCAAAAUUCUAUCCAACGGAAGUCUGUAUCUCCAACGCCUGGAGAAGGAGGGAGAAAUGACGUACGUCGUAGAUGUGCAUGACAGUAUUGGGAAGCACAAGUGUACUAAGUCGGUGACCGUGAUUGGGCAAUAUCCUGUGGACACUCCAUUCAUGAACUUCACAUGUCACGAUAGGAAGAAGAUAGAAGUGUUUUGUUUUAUCCCUCGGGGGACGGAGCCGGAAUUAUAUCUGAAGCAGGGAGGAGCUACACCGAGGAAUGGGAAAUCCCUGAGCCAAAAUUUUACCCUUAAACCAGAUGCAAAUUUCACUUGUACUGCCAAAAACAAAAUCAGCGAAACAUCUCACACCCUAACACCCAACUGUGAUAAGGAAGAAGGAUGGAACUGGUACCUGUACCUGGCUGUGGGCGCGGGAGGCGUGGCUUUCAUCAUCUUCAUCGCCCUCAUCAUAUACAGCGUGAGAUCCUGCCGGAGGCCAGAUGAAGAGACGAUGUACAACAAUCGCCGGCAAAUCAUACAAGAGCGCCAUCUGCCACAACCUCCGGUCCAGGCCAGCGCCCCUCCCCCAAGUGUCGCCACCACCGAUGAAAUAGACUACAUCAAUUCCCAGAAGCCCCACAGACAGGGGGCGCCAGAGACCGCCCCGGAGGGCAAGAAAGGGCGACGGACCAGGCCGAGACCCCCGGAGCCCCCAAAUGUGCAGUCUGAGAACCUUCCGCUGCAUCACCAGGGUGCGGCGCCACAACAGACGAGGCCAGCUCUGCCGGGAAACCACCCCAACGACACCGCGCCGAGACCGACACCGCGCACCAAGUCCAAACCGCCCCGGCAGAACCGGAAGAGCCACUAGAUGGAAGCCGGGGACACCUUGUGGCCAUCGGAGAAACUGCAGCUCUCCAACCUCACACUGACUUCCCGCAGACUUCAAGGGAUCUUGUAAUUCUCCGACCAAUCAGAGAUCUCCAUAUGGGACUGGGAAUCCUCCACCCCACAUCGGAAGAUUGGAUCUUUCUGCUGCCCCUUUCAUUUUCUUAGGAUUGUACAUAGACAGGAAAUAAUAUAUUGUGAUGAUGUCAUACGGAUCGGACUGCGAUCAAAGACCUUGGACUGUCCUAAAAUAUUGAAUUGGACUGUGACUGUAGGCGUGGCCUCAUGGGUUGGGGGUGUGGCCUUGUGGGUUGGGGGUGUGGCCUCAUGGGUUGGAGGUGUGGCCUUGUGGGUUGGGGGUGUGGCCUCAUGGGUUGGAGGUGUGGCCUUGUGGGUUGGGGGU
This is a messenger RNA of Rana temporaria (common frog), 1536 nucleotides long. RefSeq names its product T-cell surface antigen CD2-like. The record is from RefSeq and is a predicted model, not a curated record. The transcript is spliced from 6 exons. Lineage: Eukaryota; Metazoa; Chordata; Amphibia; Anura; Ranidae. The coding region runs from base 25 to 1116 and encodes 363 amino acids.